AAAAGCAAAACAUCUGUGCUGUGCGUCCACCAUUGCAAAAUGACUACAGCUACAGAGGGAACUAAAUCAAUAGAUGAUACGUUAAUUGCUAUGAUUACAACGCUGAAACCGAUAAUUAAGUCCGAUAUGAAAUCGUUAGAUUGUGAAACACCCCUGAAAAGACCCUUAUCCACAGGUAUAUUUGAUUAUGUGACGCCGGCAAAGAAAAUGAAACAGGAUACCGUUGACCAGUACAUUGGGUCCCCGCGUGAAACUAGACGUCUCCGUGCGGACCUCAUUGAAUCUAGGAACAGUAUACUGAGUUUGGAGAACAGAAUUAAGCACAUGCAUACAGUGAGGCAAGAAACGCAGAUCAUGUUCGAUGCAGAACUUCGGAGUUUGCAACAUCAACACGAGUACGACCGCAAGUCCAUAACGGAUCUCGAGGAACAACUGCAAAGUGUUCGCAAACGGGAAUCCGUUGUUAAAACGGAACUAACCGAGCUGAAAGCUAAAUAUGACAACUUAAAAAUUGAUACGGAUAAACGCAUUGAAGAAUUGGAAAAGCAGCUCGCCGACUUUAAAGCCGAUAACAUUAUCGAAAUGGAUGCCAAAAAUGAGAUCAUCACAAAUUUAAGAUCGAGAAACUUAGAAUUGGAGACUUUUCUAAAGACUGUCGAGGAAGAUUCUGAGGGACACAAGAAGUUGUCGUCUGAAUUAGAGAAGCGUUUGAUGGAGAAAAGUGAGGUUGAGCGUAAUUUAGAAUUGAAAGAUCAAGCGUGGCAACGAGCACGGCUGGAGUUAAAGGAUUUGGAGUAUAUACGGGAGAACUAUUUAGAGUAUCAGCAGCAGAUUAAGACACAUCAACAUAAACUAUUGGCCUAUGAUGAACUAGAAAAGGAAAAUCAACACCUGAAAGAUGAAACAAAACGACUCAAAGAUGCCGUUCACAACAAACUGAUUCUUGAAGAGGAGGUGUACGAUUUAAAAAAUCGUUUAAGCAAUUAUAAGGAGCAGGAAAAGAAGUUGAGUGCUUUACAGGUGGCGCAAGUGCAGUCGGAAUUGUAUUUAAAUGAGUGGCGUUCCGUGGCGAGGGGAAUCUGCGAAACAACUGGCUCUGAUGCAACUCUGCCCCAUCUCCUACGUAGUGUAGUAGAGCAUUUACAACAACAAGAACUGACGUUAACCGAGAUGAAAGUACAGCUCGAGUCACAACUGAAUGUCACAACUCAUGAUGCAAAAGUUGCUCGAAGUGAAUUAGAAAAAUGUCAAAAUUUAAUCUCCGAUCUGCAAGCUAGCGACCAACAUAAGCAAAAUUUAAUUCGUCGCAUGCAAAAGAAGCUCUUGUUAGUCAGCCGCGAACGAGACAGUUAUCGACUACAAUUAGAUUCGUAUGAACGAGAUCUGACAAUGACCGUUAGUUCUGCUAACGCAGCACAAGGCGGCGUUCAACAAUCUCAAAGGGACCGAAUUGAGAAUUUGGAACGAAUUGUCGAUGGCUAUCGAGAUAUGGUCUCAAAAUUGGAAUCUGAUUUGCAGAAAAGUGAACCUACAAUAAAUCGUGGUGAAACUAUUCCAAUACGUGUGGAACAAAUGUCACGACUUCAAGACGAAAUUGACCAUUUGAAAAUGGACAAUGACCAUCUACGAGAGCAGAGAGAUAACUUAGAAAUACAGCUGGAAAAAUUGUCUGAUCCCGGAAACGAUGUAAACUCCGGUCGUAUCGUACACCUCACCAGAAACCCUCUGGCCGAACAAAUUCAACAACACGAAAACGAACUGGAAUCUCUUAAGGAGACGAAUGAACGUCUAAAACGUAAAAUAAUAAAUCUAAAAGAAGGUCUCGAAGCCAGUAAGUUGGAUCUUACAAUGAAUCCUAAAGAAAUUAAUGCAUUAAAAGAACAACUAAAAUCGUCAGAAAGUCAAGUACAACGUUUGAAAGAUUAUUUUAAAUCGUCCAUGCAAGAAUUUCGCAACGUGGUGUAUAUGUUACUGGGGUACAAAAUAGAUAAAAAUUCAAAUUCCCAGUACAAGCUGACCAGCAUGUACGCCGAACAACAAGAAGAUCAAAUUUGUUUUCAACUAAACGCGGAGGGCGCAUUAAAUUUGUUAGAAAACGAAUUUAGUAUGACGCUGGAGGACAUGGUCGACUUACAUUUAAGACAUCAAAAAUCGAUUCCCGUGUUUUUGAGUGCUAUUACGAUGGAUCUUUUCAAUAAUCGCACUAUGGCUACUAAAACGUUUGAAAUAGAUGACGACUGAGUUUGAACUCUUUUUUUCGUAAUCAUAUGUAUUAUUGGUGGGCCCAUCUUUUUCCUAUCCUAUGAUAUUUUAUAAACUGUUCGGUAUCUACUGUACAAAAUCUAUGGGAUUAAUAAAUUACAUGCCGCAGGCAAUAUCACUUUCA
Photinus pyralis (common eastern firefly) is the source of this 2386-nucleotide messenger RNA. It is a transcript of the gene Mad1, whose product is annotated as mitotic spindle assembly checkpoint protein MAD1. The coding region runs from base 40 to 2241 and encodes 733 amino acids. Gene Ontology annotation, cellular component: kinetochore; nuclear envelope; mitotic spindle. Gene Ontology annotation, biological process: mitotic spindle assembly checkpoint signaling; attachment of mitotic spindle microtubules to kinetochore. NCBI's taxonomy places the organism in Eukaryota, Metazoa, Arthropoda, Insecta, Coleoptera, Lampyridae. The transcript has 8 exons. The record is from RefSeq and is a predicted model, not a curated record.